Molecule: messenger RNA, 381 nt
Organism: Fusarium sp. VM40
Lineage: Eukaryota; Fungi; Ascomycota; Sordariomycetes; Hypocreales; Nectriaceae
Source: the annotation of a GenBank genome assembly
AUGUGGGACACAUUCUUAUACCGCGGCGCCUUUGCCCUCUCGCUAGUCCCGGGCGUGUUCGGCCUGUCUGCAAUGAUCCAGCCAGAGAUCACACUAAAGAUGGUUGAAUUCCCUAUCCCGACAGAGCCUCAGAGUCGGAAACUUGCCUUGUCUUUUUGGCGGCUGCACGGCACUCGCAAUCUCGUCAUUAGCUAUCUUCUUGUCAACAAUGCCCUCACUGGAGAUAGGAGACUUAUGGGGAUGGGGUUGAUUGGAACGGUAUUCAUUGUUUUGGUUGAUGGGUUCGUGAGCAGGUCGCUCAUUGGUGGUAAGGAGUGGUUUCACUGGGGAUAUAUACCUGUUUAUGUUGCAUUCAUUGGCGGGUUGCUCUACUCUGAGUGA